Psammomys obesus (fat sand rat) is the source of this 3048-nucleotide messenger RNA. RefSeq names its product phosphodiesterase 1B (gene Pde1b). The coding region runs from base 159 to 1766 and encodes 535 amino acids. Gene Ontology annotation, biological process: signal transduction. NCBI's taxonomy places the organism in Eukaryota, Metazoa, Chordata, Mammalia, Rodentia, Muridae. Gene Ontology annotation, molecular function: 3',5'-cyclic-nucleotide phosphodiesterase activity. The record is from RefSeq and is a predicted model, not a curated record. The transcript is spliced from 16 exons.
CAGCGGCGGUGGCGGCGCGGAGAGCUGGAAGCUGGAGCCCAGAGCUCGGCCCGGCAGCGCGAAAGGAGCAGCCGCAGGAACUGCAACCCUGCUAGCUUGGGCCGAGCCCAGUUACACUAGCCUGGCUGGUCCACGCCAGCCGCAGACAGUGGCUGAGCAUGGAGCUGUCCCCCCGCAGUCCUCCAGAGAUGCUGGAGUCGGAUUGCCCGUCACCUCUGGAGCUGAAGUCAGCCCCCAGCAAGAAGAUGUGGAUUAAGCUACGGUCUCUGCUGCGCUACAUGGUGAAGCAGUUGGAGAAUGGGGAGGUUAACAUCGAGGAGCUGAAGAAAAACCUGGAAUACACAGCUUCCCUGCUGGAAGCUGUCUACAUUGAUGAGACACGGCAAAUCCUGGACACCGAGGAUGAGCUUCGGGAGCUUCGUUCAGAUGCUGUGCCUUCAGAGGUGCGGGACUGGCUGGCCUCCACCUUCACCCAGCAGACUCGAGCCAAAGGUCGCAGGGCAGAAGAAAAGCCCAAGUUCCGCAGCAUCGUGCAUGCUGUGCAGGCUGGGAUCUUCGUGGAGCGGAUGUUUCGGAGAACGUAUACCUCUGUGGGCCCCACGUAUUCUACUGCAGUCCACAACUGUCUCAAGAACCUGGACCUCUGGUGCUUUGAUGUCUUUUCCUUGAAUCGGGCAGCUGAUGACCAUGCACUGAGGACCAUUGUUUUCGAAUUGCUGACUCGGCAUAGCCUCAUCAGUCGCUUCAAGAUUCCUACUGUAUUUCUGAUGAGUUUUCUGGAAGCCUUGGAGACAGGCUAUGGGAAAUAUAAGAACCCUUACCACAACCAGAUCCAUGCAGCCGAUGUGACCCAGACUGUACAUUGCUUCCUGCUCCGCACAGGCAUGGUGCACUGCCUGUCAGAGAUUGAGAUCUUGGCCAUCAUCUUUGCUGCAGCCAUCCAUGACUAUGAGCACACAGGCACAACCAACAGCUUCCACAUCCAGACCAAGUCAGAAUGCGCCAUUCUGUACAAUGAUCGCUCAGUGCUGGAGAAUCACCACAUCAGCUCUGUUUUUCGUCUGAUGCAGGAUGAUGAGAUGAACAUUUUUAUCAAUCUCACCAAGGAUGAGUUUGUAGAGCUGCGGGCCCUGGUCAUUGAGAUGGUGUUGGCCACAGACAUGUCCUGCCAUUUUCAGCAAGUGAAGUCCAUGAAGACAGCCCUGCAGCAGCUGGAAAGGAUUGACAAAUCCAAGGCUCUAUCUCUUCUGCUUCAUGCUGCUGACAUCAGCCACCCAACCAAGCAGUGGUCAGUUCACAGCCGCUGGACCAAGGCCCUAAUGGAAGAGUUCUUCCGCCAGGGUGACAAGGAGGCAGAGCUGGGCCUGCCUUUCUCUCCACUCUGUGAUCGCACCUCCACAUUGGUGGCCCAGUCCCAGAUAGGUUUCAUUGACUUCAUUGUGGAGCCUACUUUCUCUGUGCUGACUGAUGUGGCAGAGAAGAGUGUCCAGCCCUUAUCAGACGAUGAUUCCAAGUCUAAAAGUCAGCCCAGCUUCCAGUGGCGCCAGCCUUCUUUGGAUGUGGAUGUAGGAGACCCCAACCCUGAUGUGGUCAGUUUCCGCUCCACCUGGACCAAGUACAUUCAAGAGAACAAACAGAAGUGGAAGGAACGAGCAGCUAGUGGCAUCACCAACCAGAUGUCCAUCGAUGAACUGUCCCCCUGUGAGGAAGAAGCCCCACCCUCCCCUGCAGAAGAUGAGCACAACCAGAAUGGAAAUCUGGAUUAGGAAACUGGGGGCUGGCCAGGUCCUCACUGAGCCCAAAGUCUUCGAUGUCAUUAGCACUAUCCAUCAGGACUGGUUUCCCCAUCUGCUCCAAGGGAUUGUUUUGGUCAUGGGAGAGACAGCCCACCUAAGAGCCAAAUGUUGGAGCUGGUGGGGUGGGGGAAGUGCCCCUCUCCACCCAACACUCACUGGGGCACAAGCCUUGGGAACCACAGGCCCCAGGGGUCACUGUGCCCACCCCUUGCCUGGCCAGGUGGCUACUUGGGAGGUGAGCUUCCUGUGGGCUUCCUACAGCUUAGAGGGGAGGGUCAGAGAUGCCAGCCCCCUGGGCCCUCCCCAUCUUUCUUGCCUCCAAGUUUCUAAGCAAUACAUUUUGGGGGUUCCUCAACCCCCCACCCCAGAUCUUAGCUGGCAGGUCUGGGUUUUUCCUUCUCUUCCCCAGGAAAGGGCCAGAAUAGCAUAGGAAGCCGGCAGCUUUCAAAGCCUUGCAUGGGAAGGGUAGGUGUCCCUUCAGGUACCUUCCUAGGAUGAGGUAGGGGACAUCCUCUUGACCCCACACUCGUGCUUCUUCGACCCCACUCCCUUGAAAACUCCCUCUUCUGUGCCCAGGCAGUGGCUGGGAGAGGAGAGAAGCCAUUGGGAUUGUCUGAAGGAAGCCUUUCCUGGGGUCCUCAAGAACCUGGGGCUGGUCUGGGUUUGAGGGACUUGUUACCUGCCCUAGCUGAGUCUCUGGCCCUUUGUCUACUUUCCUGUCCCUGGGGAUUAGGAGGCUCUCAUCCGACCAAUGUCUGUAAAUGUUUUGAGGUCUUCCUUCAGGAUGUAUCUUAUAAGCAAAGGAAGGAGAGUACAGCUAGCCCCAGUGCAAGCAGGGUGAGAUUGUUACCCAGUAACCCAUGUUCUCACAGAGCAGGGCCUUCCUGCUUCCCUUCUCCCAGAAUUGGCCUAUGAAGAGAUGCCCUUCCCAUGGGACCCUGGUGGGUGGAAGGCAGAUGGGAAGGGGCUCAGAGCUGUUGUAACCUGGAGCACUCAGAGCAAGUACAGCCAGGCAGAGCCUUUUCCUGUCCUCAGGCUCCUUGCCCCACCUUGCCCCAGAUAAGGCUGAGUCCAGGUGACUGCCUCCUCCUGUCCUGUAAAUACCAGUCGUGCAUUUGUUCAGUGGGCCCUGUUCUUGUGAAGUCCACUCCAUGGUCAUUAGACCUGCCACUCUGAACCGCAUGUAACUCCCCCAUGCUCUUGGUCUUCCAGGCCCCUGCUGUAGGCAGAGAUCAAUAAAGAAGGGAGACUG